CUCAGCAACUCCCUCGGCUGGCCCUUCAGCUAGCCUGGGUCAAAGGUUCACCAUCGGCUUUUGGGCAGUUCUGUGAAUGAGGAAAGUGCGAGGUGUUUCUUAGCCGGGAGAAGCCAAAACUUGAAGAAGGCAAAGUCAAAGCAAAUCCAGACAUUCCCGCUCCCUUCUGGCGCAUAUUCUGAACCUGUUUGGAGUGCCGGCGAGGAAACAUCAGCAUCGGCGGGAGGGAGGAGGGGAGAGCGCAGACGGCGGGGAUGACGAGCCCGCCUCCGAGUCACAGAGGCCCCGUGCGAGGCGGCGGUGGUGAGGGCGCCCAGCCCCGUUUGGCCAACGCGUCUCGUUUCCACUCCACAGGUGAUUCCAAUCACACUGAGGAGCUUGGAUGGCAUGGACUCUCUCGCAGCCAGCAGCCGCACCCGCCCGUGCAUUUUAAAUCGUGACAAAUUGUAGACAUUAACAACAAUGGAGCUUCCGCCUGAGGCGCAAUUAGAGAGACAUCCAUCCACACGCUUGGGAUCGAACAAAUUGGCCUUUUCAACACCGGGCUCAUCCGCAGAAAAUGCUGCUAAGAGCUCACGGGACCUCAAGGGGGACCAUCUGGGUGCUGAGGAUUCACACUUUUUCGAACUAGGACACAACGCAUUAAAGGACAAAUCUUGCUUUCAUACGGAAACUGUUGAGGAAUUUAUCCUACAGGGGCAUGAUGAAGACCUGCAUUUACACAGCUCACUGCAGGAUCACUCUUGCCCGAGCCAGAACCCGAAAGGAGAAGAUCUUAUCCAUGGUGGUCGACGUUGCUCCCAGUUGGAACCGGUUCCUCAUGGACAAAGGAACUGUUCUGUUCAUGGCGCGGAAACGGCUGGGGAAUUUGUCCUCCAAGAGCCUGAUCAAGACUUAAAUUUACUUUGCUCAGGGCAGGAUCGCCACAGUCCAAACCUGAAAGGGGACGGUCUUGGUGGAGGUCCAUGCUGUUCCACGUUGGAACCAGUUCUGAAAGAACUGAAGGACAGUUCUGUUUGUGUCUGUCUCAGUAAUGAGCAACUUGCAGUGGAUUUACAUGGACAAGAAGUUUUAAAAAACUGGAGUUUGUUGAACUCAAUGAAGGACUACUGUGGUCCACGUCCUGUUGAGGACCAGAACGGAUAUGCUCUUCUUCCUGAGGUGUCAUUCUUCCAUCAGUUUGAAGCAGGACAGCAUCUACUAAAGCACACUUUUGUGUGUGAUGGUCAAAGCAAAGCAGACAUUGAAAAGGAUUUACGCUUUCAGGAGCAUGGACGAGAUGAUCUGAGCUUAGCUCAUAACCGUCCACGUUUUGCCCAGGACCAGCGAGCGGAUGAUUUUUCUCCUGAGGGUCCGGGCUGCUUGGAAUUGGUUUCCAAAGGACUCGGGUACAAUUCUGUUUGUACUUACCUGAAUAAUGCAGAACCGGUUGAGGAGCUGUACUCACGGCAGACUGGACGAGGACAUACCCCUCAAGACCGUGGCUUCUUGAGUCUAUGUCGUGAGCAGCGUAGUCCAGGAGGGGAUGAUCAUCGUCUUGAGAAUCAAUGCUGCUCACGCUUGGAAUCGCUUACUAAAGGACUAAAGGACGCUUCUGUUUGUGUUGGCCUUGAUAGCCUGGAUGUUGUCGUGGAGCAAGGACAGGCAUCUGGGGUGCUUGGAGAUGUGCCUAAAGUUCUGGCUGUUCUGAGUUUACACGAAGAUAAAUGUGGUCCACCUCCUGACCGGGACCACAGAGUGGAUGACCUCCUUCCUGAGUCUCAAUACCGCUCCCGGUCGGAACCAAGGCACAGCGGACUAAAGCAAAGUUCUUUCUGCGUCCGCCUCAGUCAGUUUGUAGAGCAUGAUGGUCAAGCGUCUGUCAGACAUCGAGAGUUGAAGCCUCAGAAUUAUUCGGCCGACACAGUUGACUUGGACCGAGAGGAUGUCGUCUUCACGAAUCUCUCAAACAGCCGCGUCGGUCAAACAUUGAAUAAUUACCGCGCACACUCUUCACCCGCAGCUAAUUCUUGCCAAGGGACCCAUGAACUGCCCCGUGUCGUCAAACACAAGCAGAGUUCCAUCACUUUCUCGGACUACGCCAAGAAUCACGCCGACGUUUACGGCAGCUUGGACGAUGGUGAGUCCUCGGGGGACGAGGACGACGAACGGGCCGAAGGCGACGAGGACGAUGACGUGUUCCUGGAGCUGUGGCCGAGCACGGAGCGCCGAGUUCAUCAACGGCACAAGAGGGAACGUGGCAAGAGGCAGAGCGACUGCAGUAGAGGGCCCACAAGAGGCGAUACGUGUCGUUUCGAAGCAGAGCCAGACAGCAGCAGGAAGGAGGAGUCCCCGCAGCUCGAGCCUCCCUGGUCUGAGUCCAUGAGCCGGCUGAUGAAGAAGCUGGACCAGCUCAAUCUGGACAUCGAGGAGGCUCUGAGCGCAGGCUCCUCCCCUUCUGACACGCCCUGCACCGCACGCAAGAAACGGGUUUUCAACACGAUGACAAGUGAAGCAGGAGCAGGUAGGAUGACAACUCUUCGGUGGGAAUUUUCCGGAGCUAUGCUACCGCUACACUCUGAAGUCGAGGCGAAGGAGGCGUGCGACUGGCUGCGGGCCGCCGGGUUUCCCCAGUAUGCUCAACUCUUUGAAGAUUCCCAGUUCCCCAUUGACAUCAGCCCUGUGAAACGAGACCAUGACUUCCUGGACAAAGAUCUCGUUGAGCCUCUUUGCAGGCGACUCAACACCUUAAAUAAGUGUGCCUCCUUGAAACUUGAUGUCAGCCUCCCAAAGAAGAAAAGCGAAGACUCUGACGAGGAAGACCUGUUUGCCAUUAGUGACAAAUGGACGUUUGAAUGGAGCAGCAGACGCUGGUCCAGGCUGCAGGACAUUGACUGUCUCCUGGGAAACCGAGGAUUAGAUCCGUCCGCUGGAGACAGCCUGCCUCUAAGAACCACGACCAGCAGCGAAAGUGUCCUAACGGACCUCAGUGAGCCAGAAGUAUCCUCGGUACACAGUGAGAGCAGUGGGGGCAGUGGGCCUCGGGGUUUCGGCACCGAGGACUCCGACGGUUCCAACCGCACCUGCCCAGAUUCCGUCGCCAUGCCAGACUUGACGCUGCUUACAAUGUCUCACAUCGCAAAAGACAUCAGCCAUUAUGGCUCACUGCCCCACAAGCACGGCAAGACAAGUCGCACCCGUGCCAAAGACUUCCUGAAGCGCAUGGAGACGCUGCGCUCCCGGGGAGCGCUCGCGAGGGGUCGGAAGCCGUUGGUCAUCAGUUCGCCGGUGCUGCAGCGGGAGGCCCGCGCCCUCAAGACGCUGCCGUGUGCGGAGAUCAUAAACGGAGAUGGCGGCACUCCGGAGCUGCCGUCCCAUAAGGUUCCGUCCCAGUCCGGCAGCGAAGGCAGCAGCCAUUCCGGUGGAAGUGCAGGCAGCACACCCAGGCUUAAAGAUCGCAAGCUGUACCGGAGCGACCACAAGCGCAGUGGCAUGUAUUUAGAAGACGUGGACAUCUUCUCAGGCAACCAGGUCGCAGAACAAAAUCGCAUCAAUGAAUUCUGCUCCUACGAGGACCUGGUGGUCCAUAUUCCUAAUGACCACAAGCCAGGAACCUUCCCCAAAGCACUGUCCAUUGAAAGCCUCUCGCCAACCAACGGGGCCUCGGUCAACUGGCGCACAGGCAGCAUGCACCUGGACUCGGCGCUCAUUUCCUGCCGGCAGGAAGCCAGGCCUAUCACCCAGUGCUGUUCUCGAGGAAGCCGCAUCAGCGUUUAUGACAACGUCCCCGGCUCUCAUCUCUACGCCAGCACCGGGGACCUCAUCGAUCUGGAGAAAGAAGACCUGUUUCCUCACCUGGAUGACAUUUUGAUGCAUGUCAGCGGUCUGCAGCAGAUCGUAGACCACUGGUCCAAAAAUGUUCUGCCAGGCGGGGACGCGGUGUCAAGGCUUGACGGAGCAAGGGACGAUACGGUCGGCCUGCAGUCUUUAAGUCAGAUCACGCUCGACUUUGAGGCCGAUUCCGUGGCGGAAAGCCAGACUGCGCCGAGUGCUGGAGACGGCGUGUCUCUUUCAGACACGGAGGCGACAAGACUCGGGGAAAGGAGAGACUCGGGGGUAGGGGCUUCCCUAACAAGACCCAAUCGUUUGCGAUGGCCCAGCUUUCAGAUAUCAAAUCGUCUCAGCCACUCGGUGGCAUCGUUGCAGAUAACCAACCAGUCGGCAGGCCAGCUGAGUUUGUUACAGAGGUUCUCUCUGCUCCGUCUCACUGCCAUCAUGGAAAAGUACUCCUUGUCAAACAAACACGGCUGGACCUGGGCAGUGCCGAAGUUUAUGAAGAGAAUGAAGGUGCCGGACUACAAGGAUAAGAAUGUGUUUGGCGUGCCUCUUAUCGUUCACGUGCAGCGCUCCGGACAACCGCUGCCCCUGGGCCUGCAGCAGGCCCUGCGGUACCUGAGGAGCCAAUGUCUUGACCAGGUGGGACUCUUUCGUAAAUCGGGUGUAAAAUCCAGGAUCCAAGCGCUAAGGCAGUUGAACGAAAGCUCCCCGGACAACGUGGACUACGAGGACCAAUCAGCUUACGACGUGGCAGACAUGGUGAAACAAUUCUUCCGGGAUCUCCCGGAGCCGCUGCUCACCAGCAAGCUUGGGGAAACCUUCCUCCACAUCUACCAAUAUGUACCCAAGGACCAAAGAUUGCAGGCUGUCCAGGCUGCCAUUAUGUUGAUGUCGGACGAAAACCGAGAGGUGCUGCAGACGCUACUUUGUUUCCUGAGCGACGUGACGUCCUCGGUGGAGGAAAACCAGAUGACGCCCAUGAACAUUGCGGUGUGCCUGGCGCCCUCGCUCUUCCACCUCAACAUACUCAAGAAGGACAAUCUUUCCCCGAGGGCAAUGCAGAAGAAGUACGCGAGCGGCAGGCCGGACCAGAAGGACCUGAAUGAAAAUUUGGCGGCGACGCAGGGUCUCGCUCACAUGAUCACAGAGUGCAGCCGUCUCUUUGAGAUCCCUCGCGAAAUGGUCACCCAGUCGCGCAAUUCGUACGUGGAGGCCACCCUCCAGGCGCCCACAUUUGACGAGCUCUUCAAGCAACUGGAGGACGAGAACGGAACACACGAGAACCACGUCGAGGGGAGACUCGAAAACCUGCUCAAAGAGGCCCGUGAGAAAUCCAAAUCCUGGGUGUCCUGCAGCAGCUCCGAUAACACGGAGCUCCACUACAAAAAGGUGGGCGACGGGAACCCGCUGAGACGCUGGAGGGUGUCCGUGGAGGUGGAGGCGCCGCCAUCCGUCGUCCUGAACCGCGUGCUGCGGGAGCGCCACCUGUGGGAUGUUGACUUGCUGCAGUGGAAACUGUGCGAGACGCUGGACAAGCAGACGGAGGUCUUUCAGUACGUCCUCAAUCGCAUGCCGCCUCAUCCCAGCCGAGACUUUGUGGUUCUCAGGUCAUGGAGGACGGACUUACCCAAAGGCACCUGUUCCCUGGUUUCUGUCUCAGUCGAGCACGAGGAUUGUCCUCCCGUCGGAGCGGUUCGAGCUAUUGUCCUGGAGUCCAAUUACCUGCUCGAGCCCUGCGGCUCAGGGAAGUCCAGGCUGACUCACAUUUGCAGAGUGGAUUUGAAGGGAAGGACUCCGGAAUGGUACAACAAAGCCUUCGGCCACAUUUGUGCGGCGGAAGCCGCUCGCAUCCGCAACUCCUUUCAGCCGCUCAUCGCGGAUGGUCCGGAGACCAAAAUCUGAAACCCUUGAGCCUUUUCCGUCGUGGCGAAGUGAAAGAGCAACUUUGAACCCCCCCUCAAGCUAAGGCACAGUUGAAUCGAAUGUUGAGCUCCUCUUUUCAUUUGCACAGUAACAAAUUAUGGACUCAUUGGGAAGCGAAUGCUCAAACUUCAAUGCCUUUGAUCUCGGAAAUCCUCCGCAGUACCGUCUAAUGUUGUGUCUGCGUAUGGCGGAAUGCAUUACUGCGGUCAUAUCCAAUGUCUAGGACAUUUAAGCUCUCAUACGCUUCUGGGAAGCGCGUACAUAAUAAUCCUUUUAAGAUGGAAAGCUAUAAUUAUUCUUAUUGUAAAUGUGUGAAUAUACUGUACAUGCCACCAAGGUGUAUAUAUUGCAGAUGGUACGGUAAUUUCCGAUCGAUCGUGUCAUCUUUCAAAAAAUGUAAACUGGUUUUACUUUGGCGUUGAAAUGAAAAUUGUUUGUGUCACACUUGGACCUCCCAUGGCUGCGAAUGACAUAAGGUUUGACUCCAUCAAACCGGCUUUUGGCGACUGCGUGUGCUGGUGACAGCAAAACACACGUUUGUUUGUUUAUUUGAUUGAAUGGUUGUUUGGAAUAAAUCUAUCAGACUGAU
Messenger RNA from Hippocampus comes (tiger tail seahorse), 6328 nucleotides. It is a transcript of the gene stard13b, whose product is annotated as StAR related lipid transfer domain containing 13b. The transcript is spliced from 18 exons. The coding region runs from base 463 to 5718 and encodes 1751 amino acids. Gene Ontology annotation, molecular function: lipid binding; protein binding; GTPase activator activity. Gene Ontology annotation, biological process: signal transduction; actin cytoskeleton organization; regulation of Rho protein signal transduction. NCBI's taxonomy places the organism in Eukaryota, Metazoa, Chordata, Actinopteri, Syngnathiformes, Syngnathidae. The record is from RefSeq and is a predicted model, not a curated record.